CGCUCGGCGCCCGCUUGCUCCGCCGCCGCGGCUCAGCCCGGACGUCCGCAGCCCAGGGAGCCAGGUGGCGGCGCCCUGUGCCCGGGGCGCGUCGGGCCGCUCCUCGCCGCGGGCCGCCCGGGGGCGUGCGGGCGCCGAGGGCGCCUAGGCUCCGGGCACUGCGGGGUUGCGGGCUCGGCGCCCCUGGGAGGCGGGCGCGUGGCCGCCGGAGCGGCCGCCCCAGCUGGCCGCGAUCGCGGGAUUUAUAAGCUGGAGACGAGGGUCGCUAGAGCCCAGGGAUGGCAGAGUUUGUGACACUUGGGCAGAAGCUGCAGCUGCAGGGUCCGGGCCGGAGUUAAGUGAUGGUGUCAUCUGAGCACCUGCUGAAAACCAGGCAGGAGGAAGAGUAGCCCCGGCAGAGCGCAGGCUGCUGCCGGAUGCAGGGAUGACGCCUCCGCCGGCCCCGGCCUCCCUCCCGCCUGGGUGCUAGGAGCCGUCCCUGGGCUCCAGCCGGGAGCCCUGCCGCCCAGGGGCAUGGCCAAACCUUUCUUCCGACUGCAGAAGUUUCUCCGCCGGACGCAGUUCCUGCUCUUCUUCCUCACAGCCGCCUACCUGAUGACCGGCAGCCUCCUGCUGCUGCAGCGGGCCCGCGUGGGCCUCCCGCCGGGCCCCCGCGCCCCCGGCCCCCUGCAGGCCCUGCCCGUGGCCGCCGUGGCGCUGGGCGUGGGCCUGCUGGACAGCAGAGCCCUGCACGACCCCCGGGUCAGCCCAGAGCUGCUGCUCGGCGUGGACGUGCUGCGGGGCCCCCUGGCCCGGCCCCGGCCCGGCCCCCGCUGGCUCCGCAGCCGCAACUCAGAGCUGCGCCAGCUGCGGCGCCGCUGGUUCCACCACUUCAUGGGGGACCCCCGGGGGCCGCCCGCCCUGGGCCCCGAGGCCCCCAGGCCAGCCGCCAGCAGCCAAGGCACAUACAUGGGAUGCUUCAGUGACGACGGCCAGGAGAGAACUCUGAAGGGGGCUGUGUUUUUUGACUUGAGAAAGAUGACCGUCUCCCACUGCCAGAAUGCGUGCGCUGAGCGGUCCUACGUCUAUGCCGGCUUGGAGGCCGGGGCCGAAUGCUACUGUGGAAACCGGCUCCCAGCAGUGAGCAUGGGGCCAGAAGAGUGUAACCACGAGUGCAAAGGGGAGAAGAGCUCCGUGUGCGGGGGCGUGGGCCGUCUCUCCGUGUACCGCGUAGAGCAGCUGCAGCCCGGCUCCAGGAAGCGAAGGACCGUCACGUACCGGGGCUGCUUCCGACUGCUGGAGAACGUCACACACGCCUUCCCCGACUCCCUGGUACAGGCCAACGUAACUGUGGAGACGUGUUCGGGAUUUUGUUCCCAGAAAGAGUUCCCCUUGGCCAUCCUCAGGGGCUGGGAGUGCUACUGUGCUUACCCCACGCCCCAGUUCAACUUGCGGGAUGCUGUGGACAGCUCGCUGUGUGGCCAGGAGUCUGAGGCCCGAAGGCUAGCGGAGUACUGCGAGGUCUACCAGACGCCCGUGCAGGAUACCCGGUGCACGGACCGGAGGUUCCUGCCCACCAAAUCCAAAGUGUUCGUGGCUCUGUCGAGCUUCCCGGGAGCCGGGAACACAUGGGCGCGGCACCUCAUCGAGCACGCCACCGGCUUCUACACAGGGAGCUACUACUUUGACGGCACUCUCUACAACAAAGGGUUCAAGGGCGAGAAGGACCACUGGAGGAGCCGGCGCACCAUCUGCGUGAAGACCCACGAGAGCGGCAGGAGGGAGAUUGAGAUGUUCGACUCGGCCAUCCUGCUGAUCCGGAACCCGUACAGGUCCCUGGUGGCCGAGUUCAACAGGAAAUGCGCCGGGCACCUGGGCUACGCAGCUGACCGCAACUGGAAGAGCAAAGAGUGGCCGGACUUUGUCAACAGCUACGCGUCAUGGUGGUCCUCGCACGUGCUGGACUGGCUCAAGUACGGCAAGCGGCUGCUGGUGGUUCACUACGAGGAGCUGCGGCGCAGCCUGGUGCCCACGCUGCGGGAGGUGGUGGCCUUCCUCAACGUGUCCGUGAGCGAGGAGCGCCUGCUCUGCGUGGAGAACAACAAGGAGGGCAGCUUCCGGCGGCGCGGCCGGCGCCCGCACGACCUCGAGCCCUUCACCCCCGCGAUGAAGGACCUGAUCAACGGCUACAUCCGGACGGUGGACCGGGCCCUGCGUGACCACAACUGGGCCGGGCUGCCCCGGGAGUACGUGCCCAGAUGAUAGGCCCUGGCCCGCUCGGCCCACCCCGCUGGGAGCCGGCCGCCCCCGCGGGGCUACGCACGUGCUCAAACGCUCGGGUGCCCCCCUGGGAUGCUCGGGCGCCGAUGCCACCUGCAGGGAGGUCCCCCACCCCAGGGCUGCCUGCCUCCCGCACGGGGAGACUGGACGUGAGCCCCGGCCAGGCGGACCCGAUGUCACAGGAUGGACGCAAAGGGACACGCACUCCUAGCCAGACCCGCUUAGACCUGCCGCUCGCUGCUCACGGUGCCCUAACGCGCCUGCGCCACCACCCGGCUGUGCCAGACACGCCCAGACUUGCAGACGCGAACGUUCACGCAGGCGUGCAGACGCCGGGUUGUGCGUUCCUCGGGGCUGCCUGUCCGUCUCCCCCACGCACUGACACACGCGUGCACCCUGGGCUCUCGGAGGCCCCGGGCUUCCUGUUUCCAGCCCAGUGCAGGCUUGCUGGUCAGGGGCUUUGACUGGGGGAUACUGGGCUGGGUGAGCUUAGCGCUCUGAGGAGCCAGGACCCCGGCCUGGAGGCGGGCUCACAGCCUGUGUCCGCCGGGCCAGGCGGCCCUGACCGCGCGCCCGCAUCCCACAGCGUGUGUGGUGUGAUGGCCAGGCGCCGCCAGCUCUGCAGCCCUGCCUCUCCCUUCGCCGGGGGUGCGCUGGUGGCACCUCGGGUAGAGCGGAGCUGCCCACACAAACGCCGCACCUCAGGACCGGCCACAAGUUCUGUGCACCCCCGACCCCCCGUCCAACAUCAGCACUCCUUGAGGUGGGCGCCUCCUUGCCUGGCUUCUUUCUCCGACUGUCCCCGUAAAGCUGGGGGUUCGUGCCAUGUCCCAGAAGCAGGGUGUGGGGGCGAGGAGGCAGCAGGGCAGGGAAGGGGCUGGGCCUCCAGGGGAGCCCUAGACCUGAGGGGUCUGUACGCCAGCAAUGCCAGCAGGAGGGGGCUUGGGGUGGGCAUGGGCAGACCCGGGAGGGAUGAGUCUGGGUGCCACUGGAGCUGGUGGUCCCCCCUGUCUUGACGGGCCCCUGCUCUCCACGGGGUCGCCCCUGGGUUCAUGAGGAAGGGGGGUGGCAUGGCCUGUCAACAAGGCUGCAGCUUCUGUCUGACCCCCACUGGCCCAGCCCUCUCUGUCUCUCUGUUAUUCACCCACCACUUCCUGUCACUGGGCCUCUUUGUCACACCCUCUGUCUCUGUUUUCUGUGAGGCUGACAUCUUUCCCACUCGUUCAUCCAAGAAGGGGAAGGGAACUCCCGGGCGCUGACGCCUGCUGCUGUGUACAAGCCUACGGGCCUCCUGAGAAGGUGCAUUCAUAAGGUCCCCUCCCCUCACUGUCCAGUGGGGACUGGGGAGGGGUUGUCACAAAUGGGAGUGAGAAACCCAGUGACUGAGGAGUGUGUGUGCUGUGCGGGCUCCCAGGGGGUCAGGGAAUGCAUCACAGCGGCUUUGAACUGGUCUUGAGGAACCUGUAGGAAUUCUUCCAGCCACGCAGAGGGGAAGGGUAAUUGAGGCGGAGGGAACAGCAUGUACAAAGGCUCAGAAAACCCUUGUAUGUUUUGCAGAAGAGGUGAGUGGGUGUGGGGCGUGUGUCUCUCUGAGUCUGUGCAGCAGGAGGAUGGGAGUGGGUGGGUGAGGACAGAGGAGGGGACACAGAAAGGGACUCUCCUUACAGCCACUUAGCGCUCAGCCUGGGAGGGGCAGAGGUGCUGAUGCUAAUUACCUUCUUGGGUCGCCCUCUGCUACAUGUCUUGGGCUCAGAAAUGAGGCUGCGGAGACCAGGGGGCUCAGGUCUGGAGGGUGGGGUUGAGCCCAGGAGCACAGCCCAGGACAGCUGAGACCCAAGGCGGGCUGUGGAGAGCUCGGCGGCACAGUGACCCCUGCGAGGGAGGAACGUGGGCAGGCCUGAACUUGGGCAGCCCCUGAGCCCCUCUGCAGCUUCUCCAGGCCUGCGCUGGGCCUGCUGGUCUGACCUCUGCAUCAGGAGGAGAGAAGGGGGUGAGGGGUUUGGGAAAGCCGGGCAUGGGUAUGGCAGACCCUCUGCUUCCUGGCUGGCAGUGGGAGCUGAGGGCCACUCCCAGUGGGGAAGGCAGGGCCCAGAGGCCUGGCGGAGCUGCCCUUCCUCAGAGGGAAGCCUCCCACGCCUUCGGUUUUGCCAGUGAAUGGCCUCGAGUAUCUGUUCCUGGUGGCCUCCAAGUUCUUCCUGAGGCUCCCCCAGACCCACGCUGAUGCCGACGCUGUUUUAGACCCUCCUAAAGCAACACUCGGCUCAGCUCAAAGCUGGAAACGCCAGGGUCUUUAUAAACAAUUACUGAUACAGCAUGGCUCCGUGGCCAGGUCUGUGACGGCCCCUGACGAGGCCGGUUCUCCUGAGUUGUAGGCGUAACUGAAACCCACCAGGAGCUUCCACACUGCCCUGGAAGGGGGCCCAGGGGAUACCUGCAUCCCAGAGCAAACCUGAAGUCUCAUAGGAGACCGUAGCACUGAGUGAUGGAGAAUAGGGAAGCUGGCCUCCUCCGGAGACCGGCUUCCUGGCUCUGGCCCUCACUGUCCUGGCCGCCCAGAUGACCUCCAGGUAGAAGACUCAUAUGCCAGGGAGUCUGUGAAGGGCAGUGGAGCAGCUGAAGGACCGACCAGGACUGCAGCCAGGGAGGGCCUGGCCCCCUGGGCUUCCCCCAUCACCCCGGGGGUCAGGAGAACAGCGGCACCGGCUCGUUCUUCCUGGUAGAUGCGUGAGUCCGUUCCCGGCUGCCAGGUACCCGGAAGCCUCCCCUCCUUCCAGGUGGAGGGUCACCUGCUCAAACGGCCUUGUAGUUUCCUUUGCACCUUAGCCAGGCACGCAGAUGAGUGGAAUGAUGGGAUCAGAGGGCAUCCAGGUCAUGUUGAGUCACUCCACCCAGCAAGGCCCCGACCCCUGGCACGUGCUCCCAGACGCUGGGUAAGGAGGUGCUAAGGCCCCGUGUGUGGAUGGUUCUCAGUAGCCGUCGCCCAGCUCCUGAGAAGCACAGGAAGGGAAUUUGUCCGUCCUUUUGGGAAAGUCCACUUGUCUCUCUCCACGUUAGGUCUCAUCUGUAGCUCUCAGCUUCUCCAUAAAGAGGAUACUGUCCAAACCAGCCACAGAGUAAAAGAGGCUCUGUAUUUAGAAGCGUGACAAAUGCAUCAGGAACCAAUCAGACCAGAACAGGGAAACCCUGACUGUCUACAGAUUCCAACUUUAAUAGUAAGGCUGUGGAGUUAACACAAACCUGUGUUAAAACAUAUAAUUCUCAUGGAUUUUACCUCCCGUUGUGGAUCAAUUUGGAAAAACCAAAAUAUAUAAUUUUAAAAAACUAAAACUCAUUCUGAUAAUCCCAGUGAUGUGUAAAUGAGAGAGAAGAAUAGACAGGCUUCCAAACCCUGGGAAGAAAGCUGCUUAAUUAUGUGAGCAUACUAUAAUGAAGUCUCUUACAGCUAAAAUUACAUUUUGAGUGCAUGAAUAUGCGGUAAUGUUUGCAUACCAGAAUGCAUUUUUUUCCCUUAAAAGUAGCAGGAGCUACUUGGUUCUUAGGGGGUCCCAAGAGGGGAGAUGGAAGAGCUGGGAUUGAUCUUUGUGGUUGCAAGAAUUCUUGGGGCUGAAGUUUGAUUUCUUUUGGCUGGAAAUUUGUUGGAGGUGUUUAAGACGUGAUGCCUCCGAAGUAGUUCAUUAGCGUUUAGGGAGAAAGUGAUUGGUCUGAACCCACCUUGAUGACCACUCAGUGUUUGCCGAGUUGACCUGAACAAGGUUGUUGGUUGCAUUCCCAAUGUUCAUUCCCCCAUUUCCUUUCCCAGCAGACCCUGAUGUCUGUUGGCAGGGGCAGGUUAUGAUCUGCUGGAGCUGUCUCUACCAUCACUUCUGGGGUGGGACGCAUGACCUAGACUAAGCCCACACCACACCCCAUCUCUCUGGCUACAGUGAUUUGUUCAGGUAUGGUCAUAUGAGCUAAGACAAUGGAACCAGAUGGAAUUUCAAGACUUUUUCUGGAAAUGUUUUUAUGCACUCUGUUGGAUGUGAACAAGGAAGUAGGUAAUCCUGGGUCUUGAUGGCAGCCGUCUUGCUAUCCUGGGGCAGGAACCACUCCCAGCAUGAAACUGAUAACUGAAGGGAGAGUCAGGAGGGAAGGAAACCAGGUCCUUGGUGACACUGUUAAGUACAGGAUCUAGCUUUGCCUGUGAUUGGCCCUGCCCGUGGAUGGUUUUGUUACAUGAGCCAAUAUAGUCCCUUUAUUGUUUAAGUUGGGUUGAGUCUGGUUUCCGUUACUUACAACCCAGAGCUGUGUACAAAGGGCUUGGGUUGAGAGGCCCUGGGGUUCUGACAUUCUCCGUCUCUAUGGCUGAAGUAGAUAAAGACGGAGGCUUGGACAAGAAUGAGCUGUCAGGUUAGGAAGUUGCUUUUUACGGGAAUGGGGGUGGGUGUGAAAUCCUCAGUAGGAAGCUGUGCUCUGUCAGCCAGGACAAGUAGCAUUUUUAAGUCAGUACAUUAUGAGGUCACCUGCAUAUCCUGAGAAAAUCAUUCCUCUUGAUUGCCCAGCCCACACUAGAAGUUGUCUCCUUUAACCCUUAACCAAUGCUAUGUGAUUAUCUCCACUUGACAGAUGAGAGGACUGGGAUAGUAUCUGUGAUGAUUAUAAAACUGUGGUCCUGUUCUAUUUACCAUAACUCCUUUCAUGGAGAAUAUGAUGUCGUGUUGGAAGGAAUGCUUUGACAAGUUACUUGGAUUGAGUGUGAGACCCCCUUCGAGGGACAUGUUCAGGUAACAGCUGAUGGGCAGUAAACUGCCUUCAAAGGAGGGUAGGUAUGCUUAGCCCUACCGCUUUGGUUUUGCUGAGUGGGACAUGCAAGCUUGGGGCAAAGCAGAAUCGCUGCCAUUGGCAGAGAGGUGGGAUGAUGCCACUGAGAGUUCCCCUCCUCUGUCUUAACCUCUUUAACCCUACUGUGUGCUAAAAAUUGGAGGGACAAAGGGAGUUAUAUGUGGCCCUUAUCUUCAAACUCUCCUUGGAAAGUCUGACCAUAAUACAGUGUGCAGGACAGAGGUCCAGAAAAUAUGUAGAAGGAGUCAAGAGUCCCAGGAAAUCGAUGUGAGUAUAUUUGUCCCCGGUGCUCCCUUUUGUAACUGAAGAUAGAUUUGGGCCCUCCUGAGAACUUCUACUAUGCAAAAACAUUGCAGAAAUCUGGGUCCCUGCCAUGGGAAAUACGAGCAUAUCUACCCAAAUAACAAACAUAAUUGCUUAUAUAAAAUGAGGGAUCUCGAUAACAAAAAUGAAAACAAUUCCAGUUUUGGGGUUUUUUAAAAAACAUAUGAAAACAAUUCCAGUUGAUGCUGGAUGCAUAAGCAUGAGCUGAAUGAAUGAACUUUCCAAGGUGUCUUCGGUACCCGCAAUAUUCUUUUCAGGUUGAGACAGAUCCAUGGCUUGAUGAUGUAGCCAAUGAUGAUCAAUAACAGUAAAUAGUGUUCUUACAGGUCAGAAAAUGUCACAGAUGUCACCCCACAUGUGCCUCAGUGAGGUGGACAUUAUUUCCAUUUGCGGGGAAGAAAAAUUUAGUUUCUGAGACUGAGUUGCCCGAAGUUCAAAUCCUUUAUUUUACAGAUAAGAAAAGUGAGACUGCGAAUGGGAACGGGUUUCCUACGAGGUUAGGCUGUGAGAAUGGCUGGGGGAACUAGGGCCGGAAUGUGGGCUCCUUCCCCAAAACCACCUGACUGUCCCUGUACUGCAUCCCUAUAACUCUUCAACAAGUUGCUGAAAAUGAGGCAAGUGUGCACAUUCAGCUCCUUUGGAAGCGACUCCAUUCAUUUCACUGCUAAUUCUUUGCCAAGAUACUUCUUGGUGGGCACCUGAGUUCAAUAUUAAGGGCCAUUUAUCAAGCAUCCCCAGUACUUGAAAAUCCGCUCCGAGGGAGCAGGUCUUUCCAAAGGACUGGGGUUAAAGAGAGGGACCGUAACUGGCACAAGAUAGGAGCCCAGAGUUUUCAUCCUAAGCUACAAGCAUCUGAGGCAACAGACAGGCCCUGCUCCUCCAAGAUAUUAAUAGAUAAGCAUCUUUGGCGGACCUGAGCCCAGCAGUCUGUGUGUUUAGGUAUAUGUGUUUGUGCAGCUGUGCGCUCCAGUUGCUGACAGACAGCUGCCCCUUUGAAUCACAUGCCAGCCAUCCUGACCACUACAAGUGACAAGAGCCUGGAUACUUGAGAAGCCAAUCUUCGUCAGGUCUCCUCCAAAAUGGCAAAGAGGAAAAAAUAAAAUCCUCUUAAUAUAAAAUAAUUUUUGUUUAUUCCUUCCAUUCUUCUUUUUUUUUUUAAUUUGAUAAUCAAUUCACCAACAUUUUUUCAUUCACUUGAAAGGCUAUAUUUAUGUAUUUUUUUCACUGGCUUUUAAACCAGUGAAGACAGGAACAGUAUCUAUCUUUGUGACCUCAGCCCUUAGCCCAGGACCUGAUAUGCAAGAGGCACAGGAAACAUUAGUGCAAGGAAGGAGGAUGCAUGAAAAUCUUAAAUCACUUGGCUUGUAAAGUUUCCAGGAAAAUAACAUCUUCCGGGAAAAUCAUACCUCGUUCUUCCUAUUUGUGAGCUAAGGAGAUGUUGCUGAGACACUUGUUGAAUUUUUCCAUGCCCCGUCUGUUGAGAUGCUUGGGGACUGGAUUGAUCUAUAAGCAUUCAGUGCUACAGGUAAAAAAAGGUGAAGAAAUAGGGCAGCCCCCAAAUUCCACUGGAGAGUUGUUUUGAACUGUUACGUAAGUUCCCGGUCAACCAUCUACUCCUGACUCAUAGAGAAGAACAGGAGACAAAUGGGCAGGAUUCUUGUCAAAAGCUCUUCCCUGCAUGUUCAGGUGAACGGUCUAAUGGCGUCAUCCCCACCUUUGCUCCCCAUGGGAGUCUCCACUGCCGAUGGAUGCCAUUCUUGUUUGCCUUGGGACAGGUAGCUUCUCUACCUCCUCCAGAUCUGCAGCUCAUUCCUUAAUUAUUAAACCUCUAGCAAAACUUUUUUCUUCUAAAUAAAAACCUCCUUUCUAUUGGAGGCUCUGAGGUAUAGCACACAGAACACCCCCUUACCCUGCCUUUUUCUCCUGAGAGCAAUAGAAGAGGAAAAGUGUGUUUGGAUGGGUGGCAAGAGAGGGAAGGAUGGAGGGGAUAUCACUUCUUGAUACCAAGGAGAACCGUCCUGGUCCCCACAUUCAGCCUGGCAGGGAACCACCAAGUCAGGAAAACUCUGGCCAGACAUCCUAAUGGGAUGGUCCACUCCAUGGGCUCAACCAUGAAACCAGCUCUCAGCAUAAUCCAUUACUCCCUGUUCCGCCCAGGCUUCCCCUGUUCCAUGGCCACAUUAACCUCCAUCAGAUAAUUAAGGGCUUGGCUUUCCAUGAGAGGCCUUAAAUGUCACCUUUCUGCCACCCAAUACGUCUUUGAAUGACACAGACGCUAAUGAGAUGUUCAAAUAUAGAAAACUGAAUGACUCCUUGCCUUCAUCGUGACAUUUAUUCAGCCGGAGUGGUCUGACUACACCACUACAUUACUUAUAAUUUCCACCUGACCUUGGGUGGUGGAGUGUAAUCUUUAAGGAAACUAUCCAUUUAUUCUCCCUCACCUUAUUAGCAUUUAAUUACUAUGACAAAUUUUCAGAUGUACCAAGCAUGUUAGGAUUGUAAUUCAAUUUUCCCUUCAAACGGCCCAGUAGCCAAGGACAGUAGGACCAUGUCGGACACCACUGAGUUCUGACUGAGGAAGCAUCCUGGACCUAACUUCGUCUCCUGCCCCUCAGAGCACCAAGCAGGGCUUAUCCAACCAUGGCUGCCCCGUCCAAGGACCCUCUGCCCAAACCUUCUCUCUCUGUCUUUCUCAUCACUGGGCUGAGGUUUUUUUUGCUGCUCAGGGUCAGGCCAAGUCAUGGGGCCAGGAAGACGAUGUUUGAUGCAAAGGCUGCCAGCAAACCCUCAGCUCUGACAGCUGCACGUUUCCAUAAGUGAAACAUUUUAUGCAGAUUUUUGAUUGCAGAAGAACAGCAGAUGGAAAUAAUCCAGAGACACGCUCAUGUAUUCUCACUCCUUUAAACACCCACAUUCUGUUUUUGUGAAUUACUCUGCCAUUUUCCCACAGAAAUGCCCUGUGUGAUACCUCUUGCAUGUCCUAACCCCAUAAAUCACUGAGCUAGUCCUCGGCUGUGGAGAAUAAGACAACUCUGGGGAGGGGAAAGCUCACCAGACCUGGGAUCUGCAGGAUUUGGGCUCCAGAACUGUCUGGGCCACUAACCAUGCAUCCAUCUGUGGAAGAUUCCGUCCCCUUCUCUAUCACUCAAACAUGGAGGUGGAGGUGACAUCUGGGUUUAACCUCACGACCUUGUCUUCCCAGCCAGAGUUCACUGGGACUCUCUAACCCGAGCUGGGGUGAUCCGAUUCUCUCUUUUGGUCACUUGGACUUUGGCCUGAGAGACACAAGCCUGUCUGCCAGGUGUGUGAAAUGACACCACGGGAGCGUGGGGUCCAUGGAGCAUGGGCGCCGGCACGCACAAGGUCUCUGCAGAGAGAACAAUGGGCGAUGUCAUUGUCCUGGGAGAAGGAGAACCUAGGAGUAAAUACCCCAGAGGGAGACGAGACGGUAGCUGUUAAUAUUAAGGUUAAAUGAAAACCAAAACACAAGACAAAAGUUAUGCACCUAAUCCAAUCACUACCCUCAUUUGUCCAUAUAGUUUUCUCGUCCCUUAUCAUAUGCUAAUUUAAUGUUUUACCUAUGUGAACUAAUGUAGACGUUUACUUUCCUUUUUAUUUAGCAUUAUAUUACGAACAUUUUCCCAUUUUGCUAUAGUCUUUUUUAUAUCUUUCCCCCCACCAAUUUCCUUUCUUUUCAAACUUUCCUGUCCUGCCCCCAAUAUAGUCCCAAUAGUGACAGUCUGGUGUAAUCCAUUCACACUCUUCUCUAUAUUCCUAUGAAUAUGUAAAAGCAUGUGUGUGUGUGUCUCUAUACCUAUAUCCAUAUAUCUAUAUCUGUGAAUAUAGUGCAUCAUUUGGUGGAAGAUAAAAAGGAAGAACAAUCUGCAUUGUAUAAUCACAUUUUUGCAAAAUCAAAGGAUGGCCCCCAAAAUUCAAUUUCACUCUUUUAGGAAGGUAGCAUAAUAUUCUCUAGUAAGGAUCUCCAAAACAGGGUGCAUACACCCCAUUGGCACAAGGAAAAAGUAUUCAAAGUUUUAUCUCUAUUUUUAUCUCAUCUUUUUAAAAUAUCUAUUUUGUAUUUGUUUAUCCUACACUUAAGAUAUUCAUACAUGCAAAUAAAUAUCCGUAUUUUGGA
This is a messenger RNA of Balaenoptera acutorostrata (minke whale), 11536 nucleotides long. RefSeq names its product WSC domain containing 1 (gene WSCD1). The record is from RefSeq and is a predicted model, not a curated record. Lineage: Eukaryota; Metazoa; Chordata; Mammalia; Artiodactyla; Balaenopteridae. The transcript has 9 exons. The coding region runs from base 514 to 2241 and encodes 575 amino acids. Gene Ontology annotation, molecular function: sulfotransferase activity.